AAUAAGUAGGCCUUUAACACAAACAGAAGCAAGAGAGUUGGUUAAUGCUUGAACAAUCUUCUAUAAAAAGAAAGUUGAACAGUAACCACAGGGAUGAAAUGUCACAACCUUGGGAUGUGAGAAACUUUUUUUUAUUUUUAUUACAGUAAUUACUUCGUUAUGGAUCACAUCCAUGAAAACAGACUUUAUCAGAGUAGUAAAGAAGGGUAGGGUGUGUAUGCCAAUUAAGGAGACAUAAAAAAGUUGAAUACACACAAAAACAUAUAUUCACGAGUACCUGUAGUGCAAAGGUCAGUCUGUAGCCAGGAUAUAUUACUGUCAUAUGAUGAGAAAACUCCACCGAGUAACACACUUACAUUCACAAUCACGUCUGCAAAUAAUAAUAAUAAUAAUAUGGAAAAAAUAUAUAUAUUUUUUAUUACAUGCUUGUUUUGUACAAAAAUAUUAGGUUACAAAAAUAAUCUAUAGGUAAACUAAAACAAAAUAUCAAAACAUUGAACAUAUCCAUAAUUUAGUUAUAGAACACGUUAAAAAGAAAUAUUUAUUAUUUGAAUAAAUCAACUUAAUUAAACAAAAAAGUCAAACAUAUGACAAUAGCAUCUUAGAAUGCCUUAUUGAAAGCAACAACAAAACAGUUUGGUGGACAUCUUACGGUGAACUUUCAAAGAAGUUCAUGUUCACUGUGUUUAUAAGAUUCGCGUUAAUGGCCUACUCUUUCAGUAUUCAUGACUUUGGAAUUCUGACCGAAGUUUGACAGAAGUGUAACUGCAGUGUUAUUUUGGUUGCACUGUGUGUUUAUUUUAUUAUUUUUUUUUUUUAUGGUAAUUUACCAACACAGGAGGAAGAUAUUAAUAUUUGUCUCAUUUAAAAAUGUCACUUCUGCUUGGUCCCAAUUCUCCUAAUAUUCAUCCUAAACAGUAUCUGAGAUUAGAAUUAGCGUGUGUCCCAAAUCAUAGAGUGUUGAAACGAGUAUCUGAAAGGUACCCGGAUGGCCUACUGUUUCCGGUAGAUUUUCGAAGUCUGUGUAUCCGUGAGCGCUUUUUGAGCUAAUACUGCCCACAACUUGCGCGAGGGAGGGAGGAGUUUUGUGACGUUUUGCUUUGCCGAAAAUACAACCUGCAAACUUGGCGGACCAGUAUAACGUCGGUGAUGCGUAUUCAGUAUUUAAGUAUAAAAAUGUAAAUGUUAAGCACUAAAUAGAAAUCUAAAUAAAAAUCAAUUAAACGAUAUCGUAUACGAAAAGCUGAAGUGCAAUGAGGAGUUUGUUUACGACAACAACGUUCCCUUCCGUUACGUGACGUAUUCGUACGUCCCAGUACUUGCAUACUCUUUUGCUACACACUCAGAGGUAUGUAGUUUUUCUUUGCAAAAAGACUACAUACUUUUAGUGCAUAAUACUAUAUAAGUAGAGGAAUUGGGACACGGCGUUAGUCUUUACGUUGUCAGUGGAAAAGAUUGUGUGGUAGCUAACUAAAUAAAAUAAGUUGGCUUUCCUCGGCUUAGCCUGAUUGGCUGUAGGCCCCGGUUACCUAGCAACAUGGACCUAGUCAGUGAAUGGUGAGUGGGUCAUCUGUUUACCUGAAUUAUCUAUUGUGAUAAUUUUCCUGACAAACGAGAAGACUGAUUUCACAAAUAAUGUUUAUUCAGAUUACUGUCUGUUGAACAGUGGCAAGUUCCGUCACAGCCUCACAGCUCCAGGGUCCCUGGUUCAAUCCUGUGAAAGUCCCAGAAUUCCAGUGUGUGUAUUCCCACCUCAUGCCCAGUGUUCCCGGGAUAUUCUCCGGACUCAGUGGAACCCUGACCAGGAUAAAGUGCUCAUGAAAAUGAACAGAUUAAGAUUUUUUUUUUUCUGUAUACGUUUAGGACAUGGAAUAGCAUUUUAUUGGUGACUCAUUGUUACAGAGGUAAAGUAAUUAAAAUGUUUAUUAUUUAUUUUAUUUUUUUACAGAACACUUAAAACAAAGGUCCAACAUAUUCUCAAAUAUGUAAUGUUGUCACACAGGGGCGUGUCCUGUUGUCUGGGCGACUAAAAUAACGGCCAACUGGAAAACUCAAGGCCUCUAUUAACACAUAAAGAGUUAAUUUUCUCUCGAGUUAUUGGACGUGGUUAGCUAGCUAGCUUCACACAACACGGAAAGAAAACAAUUUGUCCGAAUUUGUGCAAAAAAAAACGCCAUUUUUAACUGAGGAGAUCUUAGCAUGCUAUCCUAACCCUAACCCAACCGCCCGCUCACGCGCCCCUACCCUUCUCUAAUGCGCGAGAGGGAAACUUUCCCACAAGCCGUGGACUUUUGAGAGGGAGAGACGCGCUCGCGCUUCCACACACACACACACACAUAUAUAUACACACGCGCAGAGCUCGCGCUCCAGCAGCAGAUACAGCUUUCCUCUUUCCACAGGAGCAGAAACAGCCGAUAGUUGGUUUUACUUUAGUUUAACCUGAACAAUAAUGUCUUUUAUUCGACUGGUAUGCUAAAUUUGGAUACUUUUCUCAGACGGUUUCUCAAAAUAAACUAACGGGGAAGGAUAAAAACAAACAAACAAACAAACAAACCAACCAAUUUCUGUCAAAGAUGAACAGCCAAAUGGAAAACGAGACUAGCGAAUACAGCAACGGCUCCGAGGAAGAGGUGAGUCUAUUAAAGGUUCGGACUCUGUUCGUCAGCGGUUUGCCGUUGGACAUCAAACCCCGUGAGCUUUACCUGCUGUUCAGACCAUUUAAGGGAUACGAAGGGUCGCUGAUCAAACUUACAUCAAAACAGCCGGUCGGCUUCGUGAGCUUCGACAGCAGAUCAGAGGCUGAAGCAGCCAAGAACGCCCUGAAUGGAGUACGUUUUGACCCGGAGAUUCCCCAGACUUUACGGCUGGAGUUUGCCAAAGCCAACACCAAGAUGGCCAAGAGCAAACUGGUAGGGACGCCCAACCCCCCUCCGUCUCAGCAGAGCCCUGGACCGCCCUUCAUCAGCCGGGAAGCUUAUGAGCUCACAGUUCCUGGUCUGUAUCCUAGCAACCCUGACGUGUGGGCAUCAUACCCGCUGUACCCUGCUGACCUAUCACACACCCUCGCUCCCGCUUUCACCUACCCCUCCUCCCUACACGCUCAGAUCCGUUGGCUCCCUCCAGCUGAUGCUCAGGGCUGGAAGUCCAGGCAGUUCUGCUGAAAUAUGUGUUCCUUAUGUGUGAUGGUGGCUAUGGAUGGACUUGAGCUACUACCCUCUCUUUCUCUCUCUUACUUUUUGUCAAUCUUUAUUUCUCUCUCUCUCUCGUGCGCGUGCGCUCUCUCUCUCUCUCUCUCUCUCUCUCUCUCUCUCUCGCGCGCUCUCUCUCUUUCUCGCGCUCUCCAUUCACAAAGUCCAAACCAGGGACCUCCAGACUCACCUUCCUCAGUCAUGGACCACAGGUCACCAACUCUUCCCCUGGGUUUAAAGCGCAAAUCAAGACCAGCUCUGCCUCCAUCACACAUCCCCCUCCCCUUUCUCUACUGUUACACCACUGACACUUUCAUGGAAUGAGUGCACAUGGGCCUGCAUCUCUCUCUCUGUCUCUGUCUCUCUCUCUCUCUCUCUCUCUCUCUCUCUCUCUCUCUCUCUCUCUAUCUCUCUCUCUAAAGAGAACUUUUAGUUAUGUAUUACAGUAUUGUUGUAUUAUUUUAAACAUAAGUCUGACUACCGUCAUUUGAAAAUGUAACACUCUUACAUUGCCAGUCAAAAAGUUUCAGUUUUAAAUAAUUCAGUCGCUCUCUUUAGCCAGUUUUAAUAAGGGUUCCUAUAGACAACAGGACGAACAGUUAGAAUCCAUCAUGGCGGCGCUCGUUGGUUUCCCGGGAAGAAGGUGGACUGCCAAAACCCAAACAAAAUGAUACGCGGUAGCAGUUAAAUACAGAGAGCUAAAUCUGUUUGGAUUUUAACUGCUUGCUCUAAGAUCCUAAUGCGACUCGAAGACAGUGCCAAAGUAGAUUAGAUCUAGAUUGUUCCAAUAAUAUAAAAGAAUUUCUCAACAUUAAACACUAAACAUUAAUAAACAUUUCUCGAGUCAGUAAACAUUUAACAAUAAACAUUUCUCGAGUCAGUAAACAUUUAACAAUAAACAUUUCUCGAGUCGGUAAACAAUUAACAAUAAACAUUUCUCGAGUCGGUAAACAUUUAACAAUAAACAUUUCUCGAGUCGGUAAACAUUUAACAAUAAACAUUUCUCGAGUCGGUAAACAUUUAACAAUAAACAUUUCUCGAGUCGGUAAACAUUUAACAAUAAACAUUUCUCGAGUCGGUAAACAUUUAACAAUAAACAUUUCUCGAGUCGGUAAACAUUUAACAAUAAACAUUUCUCGAGUCGGUAAACAUUUAACAAUAAACAUUUCUCGAGUCGGUAAACAUUUAACAAUAAACAUUUCUCGAGUCGGUAAACAUUUAACAAUAAACAUUUCUCGAGUCGGUAAACAUUUAACAAUAAACAUUUCUCGAGUCAGUAAACAUUUAACAAUAAACAUUUCUCGAGUCAGUAAACAUUUAACAAUAAACAUUUCUCGAGUCAGUAAACAUUUAACAAUAAACAUGUCUCGAGUCAGAAAACACGCUAAAAUAUUGUUGUUUAAAUCCUUUUUUCUGGCAGUGACGCUCCGUGCUCGGGCUGAUCAGAUCUCAGACAGGUUGUGUGUGUGUGUGUUCAGGAUGCAGGCCAUAUGUGUCACUUCCUUCCAUGUAAAUGUUGUGGUUGUGUAUUAAACAAUAUUAUCUUUAUAACCUA
Molecule: messenger RNA, 4743 nt
Organism: Ictalurus furcatus (blue catfish)
Lineage: Eukaryota; Metazoa; Chordata; Actinopteri; Siluriformes; Ictaluridae
Gene: rbpms
Product: RNA binding protein, mRNA processing factor
Exons: 9
Coding region: 2574-3161 (195 amino acids)
Molecular function (GO): mRNA binding
Source: RefSeq, a predicted model, not a curated record